Messenger RNA from Lagopus leucura (white-tailed ptarmigan), 4330 nucleotides. RefSeq names its product membrane associated ring-CH-type finger 7 (gene MARCHF7). The transcript has 10 exons. Lineage: Eukaryota; Metazoa; Chordata; Aves; Galliformes; Phasianidae. Bases 135 to 2381 code for a protein of 748 amino acids. Gene Ontology annotation, biological process: protein autoubiquitination. Gene Ontology annotation, cellular component: nucleus. The record is from RefSeq and is a predicted model, not a curated record. Gene Ontology annotation, molecular function: ubiquitin conjugating enzyme binding; zinc ion binding; ubiquitin binding.
GCACAGCGCCGGCGCCAUUGUGUUGCGGGUCGAGGCGGCGGGCUCCGUUCGGCCGUCUGCGGGUCCGGCCCGGCCUCUCCGGCGGAUCUCCAAUGCUCGUGUCGCGAGGGCCUCGCCCGUGAGAGGUACAAAGAAUGGAGUCUAAGCCCUCAAGAAUUCCUCGAAGGAUAUCUGUUCAGGCCUCCGGCUCUACUCUAGGAUCUAGAACAUUAACUGGAAGCAGUUUAGCUGGUGCAUAUAGUGCAAGAGAUUCUUCACGGGGAUUAGACUCUGGUUACCAGGAAUCCGAUGUAUUGAGUAAUUCUGACAGAGACUGGGGAAUUGGAGAAAGAGGGACUCAUGAAAAUCCUUGGAAGCUUACAACAUCCUCUCCGACUCACUACUCAGGGACACUUGAUCACCCACGGUCUGGACGAUUUUUGGGAAGCAGAAACAGACUGUCUACAUCUUCCUCUUCUCAUUUUACAUCUGGGUGUUACGAUGAUUCUGAAAGAACUCAGGGAGCAUAUUCAAGACUGCAUAGCCAGCAGCAAGAUAGUGAUUCAAAGCGACCUAAGCUGUCUUGUACGUCUACCUCUUCUGUGAGAAGUAAUGGCUUGGCUGCCUUUUCAGAUUCCUCUUGGAGAUAUAGUAGGAUUCCCAGAUCAUCUUCUGUGAUGUUUGGUUCCCUGGGAACUGAGCUAGUGAGAGAGCGAAGAGAGUUAGAAAGAAGAACGGAUCAGUCCUUUAAUAAUCUGGUGGAUCAUAGCUACAGAAACAGUGACUUUUCAUCUUCAGCAUAUUUUCAGGAUAGGCCUGCCUCUACAUAUGCAGAAGGAGCAAGACCAAAAGAGAACUCAUUAAGUGCUUUGAGGUUAAAUGCAUCCAUGAGCCACCAGUUGCCUUCUGCUCAUCAAUCUUUUUUCAGCAGAGACUCUAACGUAAGAUCUUCAAGGACCGGCUAUUCUUCAAGACAAAGGAGAAAUGAAAUAGAAUCUCCCCAGAGGAAUGUACACCCAGCAUUUUCUCAUUCUUCAGCUAGAGGCGAAACUCCUUCAAGUAGUUCUGAAAGGGUUUUAUCUUCUCAGAGGUCACUGAAUGAUGCUGCAGCUGACAGUGAAGGAAGGCGCACAACCAGACAGUUGCUGUCUCGUUUAGCAUCUAGUAUGUCAUCCACAUUUUUCUCUCGAAGAUCUAGCCAAGAUUCAUUGCAGACAAGGUCAUUAGGCUCUGAAGAGUCAUCUCUUGUCCCAAGAGUUCAAGCUCCUACUCUGUCUAGCACUAAUGGAGCUGCAACUCCUGAAGCUCCAGGACUUCAUACAUCUGAAGCUUCUCAGGGAUUUAGCUUUCUGAGACGAAGAUGGGGUUUAUCAGGAGUUUCCCAGAGUCUUAACUCUGAUCCAGAUGGGGAAAGCUACAGACCAGACUCUGAAAGUAGGAGCACAGGGUCCUGGUUGUCAUCAUCUUUGAGGAACAGAUGUACGCCGCUCUUCUCCAGAAGACGGAGAGAAGGAAGAGAUGAAUCUGCAAGAAUCUCUACCUCUGAUGCAGCUGCUAGAUCACAGCAUGUUUUGAGAAGAAGAGAGUCAGGUGAGGAGACCUCUCUUGAAGCAUCAGAGGGCCCUCCUAGGGCUUCUGUUAGCAGACCACCAACACCUGCAGUAUCUGGUAUUUCCACGGCUACUGCCUCCCCACCAGAUUCAACCCACAACAGGAGAAGUUCUGGAAUUCUGCCUGGUUCUCUCUUUCGCUUUUCAGUGCCUCCAACAUUAGGAAGCAGUCUCUCUGACAAUCUUAUGAUAACUGUAGAUAUUAUUCCUUCUGGCUGGAGUCAGUCUGAUGGACAAGAAAGUGACAAAUCCAAAAUACCACCUUCAAGAGAUCCAGAACGACUGCAGAAAAUUAAAGAGAGCUUGCUUUUAGAAGAUUCUGAGGAUGAAGAGGGUGACCUAUGCAGAAUCUGUCAGAUGUCCUCUGCAAGUACUGACAACAAUUUAAUAGAGCCGUGCAAAUGCACUGGAAGUCUGCAGUAUGUUCACCAGGAGUGCAUGAAAAAAUGGCUGCAGUCCAAGAUUAAUUCUGGUUCUUCUUUGGAAGCAGUAACCACUUGUGAACUAUGUAAGGAGAAGUUGCAGCUGAAUCUGGAAGACUUUGACAUUCAUGAACUCUAUAGGGCACACGCAAAUGAACAAGCAGACUAUGAAUUUAUCAGCUCUGGUCUCUAUCUUGUGGUGUUGUUGCACUUAUGUGAGCAGCGCUUUUCUGAUAUGCUCGGAACCGCAAGUGAGGCCAGCACACGUGUCAGAUUUAUUAACCUUGCAAGAACUCUUCAGGCACAUAUGGAAGAUAUUGAAAGUAGGUGCUUCCCCUCUUCUCCCCCCUCUCUCUCCCAUUGGAUCUAGUCAAGGUUAAAUGAAUACAAUCCUUUGCCAAGAAUCAUACUACCAAAAUUAGUUAUUGAAAAUUUGAAUUAGGUUUCCUUUUUUUUUUUUUCCCCCCCAAUAUCAGUGGAAUUAUUCUAAGUAGAAGCUGACAUUAAGUCUCCAUGAUUGGUUUCCCAGCACCGUACAGUUUAAACCAUGGAAGCGUUUUCUGCCAGCGAUGCCAAGAUUCCUCACUAGUAACAGUUUAUUCUAGUAACAUGAAGUUAUGGAACUGCUUGUGACCUUUAGGCGAUAGCCUUUCUCUUGAGUCCUAGUAGAAAAGACGCAGCUUAAGUUUUGCUAUGCUCAGAUUAUCAUACUGUGCGUGCCAUAUUUGUUCCCCCCGUUUUCCCCACGCUUCUUAGGUCUACGUAUUCCUUUAUCAGCAAUGCCUGCUUCUGGGUGAAAUUUAAGAGUUCUCAGCUCAGGCAGAGGACUAGCUCGCUUUUUGCCUAAUGUUUCUUUACCGUGAUGAAAUGAAAAAAUGUGUGCUGGCUUACAGUAAAUGUAGCCUGAAUCUGAGUAUUGUUUUAGGGCAUUACAAACAGACAGUGGAAAGGUAGAUAUUUUUCUGGAAUCAUAGAAUUAUAGCAUCACAAGUUUGGAAAGGACCUACAAGAUCAUCUCCAACCGUUGUAGUUUGUGUUUGUCUGUGAACAUGCAGAUUUUGUAUAUAAAUCGAUCUUGCAGCACACUGGGCACAUUUGGAGUAUGAUAAAGAAUGCUGUAAGGAGGGGAGGAGACAUUAAUUAGUUCAAAAAGCAUACAAUCAUUCUGCAUUAAGAGCAUGCAUUAAAAAUAUUUUCUGUAAAGAAGGUGGACUGGAAUUCAAAAUUCAUUGUUAAACUACUUCCUUCUUACUAUAGUCCUAUAGAAAUUAAUCUUAGUAAAUGGUAUUCUACAGUAAUUGAAUCUACAUUUGAGUGAGGCUUUAUCGAGUUUGCAGGUGACAAGUACUGAGUUUCAAUUUAUUACUCAUACUAUUUAAGUUACGUUUCUCUUAAGUGGUUGGGGGGACUGGUGAAGUGAGGAGACAGAUCUUGCUUCCCUCUAUGUUCAGAGGGAAAACAAAUCACUUGAGGGCAAAUAAUUUCAAGAAAACUGAGUUAGUUUAGAAGGGCAACUUUGAUUAAUUGCUGUUGUGCACAAGCGAACACUUGACAGACUGACUGUAGAUAAUGCUUACUGAAUUUUUCUCACCAUUGACAGCAUGUGUUUGUCCUUUGAUUCACCUUUCAACAACAGAAUCCUAUGCAUAUGGUGACAUUGUGUUUAACUUGCAUAUGCUUUUAAGAAUGGGAGUGGAGAGAGGACUGCUUCCAAGUAGGACUGGCUUAAUUUCAUGAAGCAAUGUAUGUAUUUAUGUAAGGGUCAGAAAGUAGUUUGCAGAAACUACUUUAGCUUUUCUAGGUAUUUUGGUAUACAAAUCAUUAACUCCCACAGAGUCAUUUCUUCCCUUUGCAUGGGGUGCAGCUGCCAGGAUUGCAUAUACUCUUUUAGCUGUAAUUGGAGUUAGCAACUGCGAACAUUAUAUAGAAGUUGAAUCUCUGGCAUAAUCAAGUGUUCUUCCUUUUAUUUUGAGGAGAAACAGCAGAAAGGCACUACAAUUUGUAAUGGGGAAUUUGGAUUUUAAAAUUCUGCAUUUUUCAGGUAUGACAUGCAUUUAAAAAUUAAGCUAGGUAAUUAUACAAGAUUGGGACAGGUAUUACAGUCAGCUAUUGAUGUUAAAAAAAAAAAAAAAUAAAAUCAUCUUCGUUUCCACUACUCAUAUUAAACUGAAAGUGCUCUAAAUUCCACAAACCUUUAUGAAGGCUUCUGAUUAUGUUCUGUUGUUCCAACAGCUUCUGAGGAUGAUUCUGAAGACUGAUGCUGGUGUAACUUUUAUGCUGAAAGAAACAGAAGUGCUGCAGAAAUGCUGAACUGACAAG